GUCGCGUCAGUACUGACUCGGUUAUGUGUGGGGGUGGAUUUUCGUUGCCCACUCAGUAUACGCGCGUUACGUUUCACGACUAAUACAACAUAUAACAUUCAGGAAACUGGCAACUUUUCAAAACUUUCAAAUACAGGACUUUGAGACUGGCUAAAACCAAAGUGAUCCCAAUAGUGUUUCCAAUUAUGCAAGUGGUGUGGAAAAUUGUUUAUUUGAGAGUAAUGGUUGCUGUGCUAGUCCUUCUAUCGAUGCUGGUCCUUGGGGGCACUGCUCAAACCUUCGCUCCCGAUGACGAGGAAUCAGUUGGAUUAUCUGAGGUUGAUGCAGUUCUGGGGCGAAGUGCAACAUUACCUUGCGAUAUAGAACCGAAUGUUCGUGAGGAUAGGGUCUAUAUGGUCCUGUGGUAUCGCGACAAAGGCAGCAAGCCGAUUUAUAGUUUUGAUGUUAGAGGAAGAGCAUUCAACAAGGCACUGCACUGGUCCGAUCCAGAAAUAUUCGGACCCAGGGCAUACUUUGUUACCGUCGCAAAACCAGCUGCUUUAACAUUGGAUGGAGUCCAACUGGAUGAUGAAGGCCUUUACCGUUGCCGCGUGGACUUUAAAACAUCUCCAACUAGGAAUUUUGCCAUCAACCUAACCGUAAUUGUUCCACCCCAUCAGCUUCUGGUCUACGAUAAUUCCGGACGUGACGUCACCGGGGUCGUCGGACCAUUGGAGGAAGGAUCGGAUCUCGUGCUUACCUGUGAAGUCAGGGGCGGGAGACCGACACCGACGGUUUCAUGGUUCAUAAACGAGAGACUGGUCGAGGGACAGCUGGAGGCCAUCGGGAACCAUGUGAUGGUCAACAGGCUGGAGGUGACAGGAGUCCGGCGAGAACAAUUAAACUCAACUUACAAGUGUCAAGCAAGUAACACGAAACUCAUGAUGCCGGCCGAGAAGACGGUACGCUUGGAGCUCCUCCUUCGUCCGUUGAGUGUGUCAAUAGUGAAAAAGCCUAUCCAGAUGGUUGCGGAUCAGGAAUAUUUGGUGCAAUGCGAAGUCGUCGGAUCGCGACCUCGGGCAGCCGUUAUUUGGACAAGGGAUAAUCGACCCUUCAGACGUGGAAAGAUCGUAGAGGAAGGCAAUGAGACUGCUGUGAUGAGCUCGGUGACAUUUGCACCGGUCCCAGAGGACGACGGCACAUUUCUCAAGUGCCGUGGCGACAACCCCAAAUUACCUGGAGUGGGCCAGGAGGACUCUUUCAAACUCAACGUUGUUUACCCACCGCAAGUGGCACUGCAUUUGGGUAGUACUCUUAACCCCGAGGACAUCAAAGAGGGAGACGACGUAUACUUCGAAUGCAACAUUAGAUCCAAUCCAAAGCAGCACAAGAUCACCUGGUUUCACAACGGUGAGCUAGUGACUCAGAACAUGUCCCUCGGCGUGAUCAUAAGUACCCACAGCUUGGUACUGCAGAGAGUGACCAGGUGGCAAAGCGGUGCGUACACCUGUCUGGCAUCAAAUCCAAGGGGAGAAACUAUGAGCAAGCCUGUCAAUCUGCGUGUCAGAUUCGCACCCGUUUGUAGAGAUGGCGAUAUGACGAUCAUCGGAGCUUCGCUGGACGAAGUAUUACGUGUACAAUGCCACGUGGCAGCGGACCCCAGCGACGUGACAUUCGUGUGGCAGUUCAAUAACAGCGGUGAAAGUUUUGACGUUUCUCCCGCAAGAUUUGCCACAAACAGCGGCAAUAUCAGCGAACUAAUGUACACCCCGGCAUCGCAGAGGGAUUACGGUACACUCACCUGUUGGGGCAAGAACACAAUUGGAAGACAAUCCGAUCCUUGCGUCUUUCAAGUGGUCCCUGCCUCGAAACCAAGUCCUCUGACGAAUUGUACACUUCGUGCAGCUGCUAAUCACAGCUCAGAUGCUCUGGAAGUUGAAUGUCGCGCAGGCUAUGACGGUGGCCUUCCACAACGCUUUGUUCUUGAAGCUUAUGAUCCUUUUACAAUGCGGAUGCGGCUUAAUUUAACAACAUCUAACUCAGAAUAUCCUAUAUUUCGACUGGAAUUAAACGAGCUUCUUGUGGGCGAAGGUCUUCCGCCCACUUUGCGGAUCGUCGUUUACGCACAGAACGCCAAAGGCAGGAGCGAAAAAAUGGUUUUGGAGGAUAUUACUUUAAACGACGCUGAAAAACAUACAGAUGGAACUGCAAAUCUUAGCAUUCUGCCUAUAGCGGCAUUAUUGACAGGUUCUCUGCUGACACUUGGAAUAGCCGUUCUAUUGAUAGUUGUGUUGGCUGUGAGACGUCGUCAUAGACAUUGUGCGGGUAAUCAUUGCAGUCAUCAAUUAGACCCGUCUAAGCAGCCGAAGAUAACGCCUCAAACGUCCAGACCAGGAUCAAUGCUGGAGAUCAACACGGGAGAGCAUCGUUACGUCGUGGCUUACACCUUGAAGCCGGUGACCGAUUGCGUCGUUGGACAAUCAUCAGCCACCGCAGAACACCAGCCUGACAUCUUAAACACGCCAAGAAGUGCCGGAACCGCGACACCCCCGAGUGCCGGAGGCGCCCUUCCGCGUCCUGACGCCCUCUUCACCCCACCGGGAGACCACAAUCGUCAGAGUCCCGCGUUUGCCAACUUCUCGGAGGCGUCCCCCGAAUUGAUGGGCCAGACCAGUGCCACUACUUUGGGAAGGAUAAGAUCUCGGCCCAGGGAUGGACCGUUUACCUCUUUUGCUACGAUGAGGCGGGACCACAUCAUCGCAGAUUCGAUACCCGGACCAGAGAGUUGUGUCUAAAGAGAUACAUGAUUACUUCGCGGUGCGCAUAAAAGUCAACCUGUGAUACAGGAGUGUAGAUGCCAAGUUUAACUCAAAUAACGGAUACACAUACAACAUACAUGAAUAAUGAUAAAAAAAUAGAGAAGGAAAUUGAUAAAAAAAAAUACAAUCAGACUCGAGCUUAACCGUAAGUUGUUAACUGUUUAGGAACUUUGGAUGAUAAUAGUCAACGAAAGAUUAAGAUGAAUAUAUAUAUAUAUAAUAUUUAGG
This is a messenger RNA of Nicrophorus vespilloides, 3026 nucleotides long. Its product is annotated as hemicentin-2-like. The coding region runs from base 186 to 2774 and encodes 862 amino acids. The record is from RefSeq and is a predicted model, not a curated record. The transcript has 14 exons. Lineage: Eukaryota; Metazoa; Arthropoda; Insecta; Coleoptera; Silphidae.